Messenger RNA from Sorex fumeus (smoky shrew), 3370 nucleotides. RefSeq names its product helicase, POLQ like (gene HELQ). The record is from RefSeq and is a predicted model, not a curated record. Gene Ontology annotation, molecular function: ATP binding; nucleic acid binding. NCBI's taxonomy places the organism in Eukaryota, Metazoa, Chordata, Mammalia, Eulipotyphla, Soricidae. The transcript has 18 exons. Bases 1 to 3339 code for a protein of 1112 amino acids.
AUGGAGGAAGGAGUUUCCCGCAUCCGCCGGCGGGUGUCUGUCCGCAAAAGGAACCGCCUGAGCUUCGGCCGCAGCCCUGUCAGCCCCGCCGCGGCGGAUCCCGAGGAGGAGGAGGAAAAAGAAGAUGAAGAAGAAGAAGGAGACAUGGGGGCCGGGAGCCCCCGGCGGAAGCUGCUGGGCGCGCGCUCGGGCGUCGGCCGUGUCAGCCCCGCCGCGGCGGAGCUCAAGCCGGCCGCUGAGGAAGAGGAGGAAGGAGAAGACAUGGGGACUGGGAGCCGCCGGCGGACGCCCCUGGGCGCGCAGUGGGCCGAGUAUAAUAACAGUGAAGAGGACAUGUUUGGUGACUAUGAUAGCUUUGCUGAAAACUCUAUAUUAGCUCAAGUUGAUGAUCUGGAGCAAAAACAUACGCACAUUCCUGAGCAUAGGACACACAGUCCAGACCUCACCACUGAAGAGCUUCUCUCAAAAGACAUCAAGCCCUGCAAACUCAGCAUUCCCAAUGGAGGCAAUGUGACGGGAUUAAUAGUGGAUGAUGCACGCAUAGAGAACCACAGCGGGCUCCAGGAGGGCUCAGAGGAACCUGAAGUUGAUGUUCUGUUUGAUAUACCUUCUUCUCAGGUUUUGUAUUUUGAAAACUUGGAGAACUCUCCAGAUACUUGGGACAAUCCAACUGCUGCUGAAAAGAGGACCCAGAACCUGUCCUGCCAGCCGGCUGCCAGGAAGAAGUCUCCACAAGUUAAUGUCUCUUCUUCCCAUGUGCAACCCACUUCUGAUGUGAACAGGAGAAAAAGUCUCAAAGAUCAUCUCAAAAGUGCCAUGACUGACAAUGCCAGGGCCCAAACACCAAUAUUUUCUAGGACUAAGCAGCUCAAAGAGACUCUAUUAAACGAGGAAAUUAAUGUUGCUAAGAAAACAAUUGAGUCAUCAUCAAAUGACCUUGGUCCUUUCUAUUCGUUACCCAGUAAAGUCAGAGACCUUUAUGUUCAAUUCAAGGGAAUUGAAAAACUAUAUGAAUGGCAGCAUACAUGCUUAACUUUGAGUUCUGUUCAAGAAAGAAAAAAUUUAAUAUAUUCCUUACCAACAAGCGGCGGAAAAACCCUCGUGGCUGAGAUAUUAAUGCUCCAGGAACUACUGUGUCAUCGGAAAGAUGUUUUAAUGAUUCUCCCAUAUGUUGCAAUUGUCCAAGAGAAGAUUUCAGGUUUGUCAAGUUUUGGUAUAGAGUUGGGAUUCUUUGUUGAAGAAUAUGCUGGAAGUAAAGGAAGAUUUCCACCAGUUAAAAGAAGGGAGAAGAAAUCACUCUAUAUUGCCACUAUUGAAAAGGGCCAUAGUUUGGUGAACUCCUUGAUCGAGACUGAAAGGAUUAGCUGUCUGGGUCUGGUUGUUGUAGAUGAGUUGCACAUGAUUGGCGAAGGAAGUCGUGGGGCCAUACUUGAAAUGACCCUGGCAAAAAUUCUCUAUACUAGCAAGACAACUCAGAUUAUUGGUAUGAGUGCAACGUUGAACAAUGUUGAAGACCUACAACAGUUCCUUCAAGCAGAAUAUUAUACCAGUCAGUUUAGACCAGUUGAAUUAAAAGAGUACCUGAAGAUAAACGAUACAAUAUACAAGGUUGACAGCAGGGCUGAGACGGGCAUGACUUUCUCGCGUCUUCUUGAUCACAAGUAUUCUGACACCCUGAAAAAGAUGGACCCUGAUCACUUGGUAGCAUUGGUGACCGAAGUCAUUCCCAACUAUUCCUGCUUAGUUUUUUGUCCCACAAAGAAGAACUGUGAGAAUGUAGCAGAAAUGAUAUGCAAAUUUUUAAGCAAAGACUAUCUGAAACAUAAGGAGAAAGAAAAAUCUGAAGUGAUGAAGAACUUGAAGAUCAUCAGCAGUGGCCACCUGUGUCCCGUUUUGAAGCGCACCAUCCCGUUUGGCAUUGCGUACCACCACAGCGGGUUAACGAGUGAUGAGCGGAAGCUCCUGGAGGAGGCCUAUUCUACAGGCGUUCUCUGCCUCUUCACCUGCACAUCCACACUAGCAGCCGGUGUCAACCUGCCAGCCCGAAGAGUCAUUUUAAGAGCCCCCUAUGUUGCAAGGGAAUUUUUAAAGAGGAACCAGUAUAAGCAGAUGGUUGGCAGAGCUGGCCGUGCUGGAAUAGACACUGUUGGGGAGAGCAUCCUCAUACUGCAAGAGAAAGACAGACAACAGGUAUUGGAAUUAAUAAGCCGACCAUUGGAAAACUGUUAUAGCCAUCUUGUUCAGGAAUUCACCAAAGGAAUCCAAAGUUUGUUUCUCUCUUUGGUUGGUUUGAAGAUUGCAACAAAGCUGGGUGAUAUAUAUCACUUUAUGAAUGGUACAUUUUUGGGUGUUCAGCAGAAGAUUUUAUUGAAGGAAAAAAGUCUCUGGGAAAUAACCAUUGAAUCACUUAGACUCCUAACAGAAAAAGGACUUCUGCAAAGAGACACUGUUUCGACAGAAGAACAGCCUCUCCAAAAAGACUCUCUUUAUCAGUCUGAAGAGUCUGAAUAUAAUUUCCGCAUUACAAAGUUGGGGAAAGCUUCUUUCAAGGGUACCAUCGAUUUGGCUUACUGUGACGUUCUCUACAGAGACUUGAAGAAGGGUCUCGAAGGGCUUGUGCUGGAAAGCCUUCUUCAUCUCAUCUACCUCACAACUCCCUAUGACAUGGCCUCUCAGUGUGACCCUGACUGGAUUGUAUACUUCAGUCUGUUCAACCAACUCAGCCCAGCAGAACAAAAAGUAGCUGCUAUCAUCGGCAUCUCUGAAAGUUUUAUUGGGAAGAAAGCAUCAGGCCAAGUCAUCAGGAAGAAGGUGGACAAGGACAUUGUCAACAGACUGUACCUGUCUUUUGUUCUUUACACUUUGCUGAAAGACACCAACAUUUGGAGUGUGGCUGAGAAGUUUAAUAUGCCUCGAGGAUAUAUACAGAGCCUUCUGACCGGAGCGGCCACCUUCUCAUCUUGUGUGUUACAUUUUUGUGAGGAGCUGGAGGAGUUUUGGGUUUACAGAGCCCUUUUGGUAGAACUUACCAAGAAGUUGACGUACUGUGUAAAGGCUGAGCUAAUCCCUCUCAUGGAAGUGUCUGGAGUUUUAGAGGGUCGAGCGAAGCAGCUAUACAGUGCUGGUUAUAAAAGUCUAGUGCACUUAGCUAAUGCAAAUCCUGAAGAACUAAUAAGGACAAUUGAUCAUUUGUCGAGACGCCAGGCCAAGCAAAUUGUAUCAUCAGCAAAGAUGCUGUUACAUGAGAAAGCGGAGGCUUUGCAAGAAGAGGUAGAAGAGUUACUGAGACUGCCUUCCGAUUUCCCUGGCUUGCUGGCCUCUCCCACUGAGAAGGCAUAAAACUACCUGAGCAUUUUCAAAUAUGAGUUUA